Messenger RNA from Cydia pomonella (codling moth), 4400 nucleotides. RefSeq names its product acetylcholine receptor subunit alpha-like 2 (gene nAChRalpha2). The transcript is spliced from 8 exons. NCBI's taxonomy places the organism in Eukaryota, Metazoa, Arthropoda, Insecta, Lepidoptera, Tortricidae. Gene Ontology annotation, biological process: signal transduction; monoatomic ion transmembrane transport; nervous system process. The record is from RefSeq and is a predicted model, not a curated record. Bases 291 to 1934 code for a protein of 547 amino acids. Gene Ontology annotation, molecular function: transmembrane signaling receptor activity; acetylcholine-gated monoatomic cation-selective channel activity. Gene Ontology annotation, cellular component: neuron projection; postsynaptic membrane; synapse.
AUUUUAUUCGUCACUUGUCGAAUGUAGCUACAACUGGAGUUUUUCAUUGGUCAAGGUAAUAAACAGAAAGCGAGUUUGCGCAGUAGUGAUUCGACGUUUCGGCCGCAAUGGCGCCACAGACUGAGCGCUCUCGGGUCUAGCUGUCAAAUGUACUAUAAAAUCGCUUUUUAAAACCGUUCAUAGACUUUAAAAGAUACUUUAUAAUACAUUUAACGCGUAUGCUUAAAAAAAAAGAACAGCGUUUCGUCAGUGCUAUUGAUUUUAAAACAUAACCUCAAAGCGAAGGUAAAAUGAUUGCAAAGCGUAUAGUUUUCGUAUUGUUUUCGAUUGUUUUUGUCGUGUGGGGUAAUCCGGAUGCUAAGAGACUUUACGAUGAUUUACUCAGUAAUUAUAACAGGCUGAUCCGACCUGUUGAUAAAAACAAUAAUACUGUUUUGGUGAAACUCGGUCUCCGGCUGUCCCAACUGAUUGACUUGAACUUGAAAGAUCAAAUCUUGACCACCAACGUAUGGCUCGAACAUGAGUGGGAGGACCACAAGUUCAAAUGGGACCCGAACGAGUACGGCGGACAGAAGGAACUGUAUGUGCCCUCUGAACACAUCUGGCUCCCUGAUAUCGUUCUUUACAACAAUGCCGACGGCGAGUACGUGGUGACAACGAUGACAAAGGCGGUGCUCAGCUACACGGGAAAGGUGCUAUGGACGCCGCCGGCCAUCUUCAAAUCCUCCUGCGAGAUCGACGUUCGCUACUUCCCCUUCGACCAGCAGACCUGCUUCCUCAAGUUUGGGAGCUGGAGCUAUGAUGGAGACCAGAUUGAUCUGAAGCACAUCAACCAGAAGAGACAGACCGGCGACACUAUUGAGGUGGGAAUCGACCUCAGGGAAUACUAUCCCUCCGUGGAGUGGGACAUCCUGGGAGUGCCAGCUGAGAGGCACGAGAGGUACUACCCGUGCUGCCAGGAACCUUAUCCGGACAUCUUCUUCAACAUCACGCUCCGCCGCAAGACCUUAUUCUACACCGUCAACCUCAUCGUUCCGUGCGUCGGCAUUUCCUAUCUCUCCGUCCUUGUGUUCUACCUCCCCGCCGACUCUGGAGAGAAGAUAGCUCUCAGCAUCUCCAUCCUGCUCUCACAAACCAUGUUCUUUUUACUGAUUUCUGAAAUCAUCCCGUCGACAUCCUUAGCUUUGCCGUUACUUGGGAAAUACUUGCUGUUUACCAUGUUGCUCGUAGGAUUGUCAGUGGUUAUAACUAUAGUUAUACUGAAUGUGCAUUAUCGGAAGCCUAGUACUCACAAAAUGGCUCCUUGGGUAAGAAAGUUCUUCAUAACGAAGUUACCAAGAUUACUAUUAAUGCGUGUGCCUAAAGAUUUGUUGAGGGAUUUGGCUGCGCAGAAGAUCGCAGGGAGGAGCUUGAAGAAGAAUAAGUUUAAGGAUGCGUUGGCGGCGGCGGAGCAGACAAACUCUAACGCUUCGAGCCCGGAUUCGUUGAGACAUCAUUUGCCUGGAGGAUGUAAUGGAUUGCACUCGACUACUGCUACUAACAGGUUCAGCGGCCUCGUCGGUGCUCUGGGGAGCCUUGGCGCUGGCUACAACGGCCUCCCCUCCGUGAUGUCAGGCCUCGACGACUCGCUGAGCGACGUGGCCCCGCGCAAGAAGUACCCGUUCGAGCUCGAGAAGGCCAUACACAACGUUAUGUUUAUUCAACACCACAUGCAGCGACAGGACGAGUUCAAUGCGGAAGACCAGGAUUGGGGCUUCGUGGCCAUGGUCCUCGACCGUCUGUUCCUCUGGAUCUUCACCAUUGCCUCCAUCGUCGGCACUUUUGCCAUUCUCUGCGAAGCCCCGUCACUCUACGACGACACCAAACCCAUCGACAUGAUUCUUUCGUCGGUCGCCCAGCAGCAGUUCUUGCCGGUGGAUAGUGGUGAUUCUUAAACACGAUUAGUACAAAAGAAUACCUUCCGGGAGUUAUUUCUUUAAUACUUUUGCGUUUUCAUGUCUGCCUUGUUUCGGGUAGUGUCUGGCUGAAACUUAUUUUUCUGAAGCCCGAAAAGUUAAUGAGAGACUAGCCCCAGUAAAAAAAAGGCCGUGGUUUCAGAUCUCUACUCAGGCCACGAAAUUUUUAAACUUUUUUGCAUAUUUAAUAAAAAUGUUAUUUCAAUGUUUAUUAAAUUAUUACACUCAUAAUUACUCACCGUAGCUCCUCACCUACCGUGAGUAAUUGAGCAUCUAUACAAGCAAACAGUAGAUUUCAAUUGUUUAGAAAGCAAACAGAAUAGAUUGCACGCAUCAAACAAAAUUACAAGUCAAUAGAAUGGGACAUUUUGCUAGCAAAUUACAGUAUCAAAAUAUAAUUAUAUUUAGUGUGUACAUUGUUUUAAAACAACAUGUGAGGAGGUAUUAAGCUAAUUUGCAUUAAUAAGUAAUGAUUUUGAUGAGUGUCGUGAUGUCUACUAGUUCAAAAGAUAACUGUGUCAAAAUUUUAUUACUUAUUCAAAUGAUCGACAAAUAAUUUUAGAAUAACGUGCAUGUGUAGUGUUAGUGAUAAUUAUUAAAGCCAAAGUUCUCCAGGCUGUGACUUGUUAUUUAAAAUGUAGCUAACAUUGUUCAAGUCAAUAUAAGUUUAAAGUGUGUUGCUAAUGUAAUUCAUUUUGAUACAGAAAUGAUACAAGCAACAGCGAGUAUAAUGAACCCCGAUUGAAAUCGUGGAGGUUGGAAAUAAGUUACUUUUAGCUCAAUGCUUAGAUGGCUAGAACUAAAACGAUAGUUAAGUAUAAGAAGUAUUUGUCAAUGUAAUUUCAAUUGGAUAUUAGUCGUUAAUGAGUGAUAUUCAGGAAAACUUUGAUUUAAUUUUCUGGAGUCUGUGCUGUUAAAACAAAAUAAGUUAACCACUGCCUACUUAGCGAGUGUACCAAUUAAAAUCUAAACAGCUGUCUAGUAAAUUUUUAUUGACAAAUUAGAUAAAUUUACUCAUACCAUAGAAAAUAGAUCGAAAAUAGAUUGUCUUCUUACUGAUUUUGUUAUUUAAUAUUUUAAAUAUAGUUAGGUCUUAUAUCUAAGGUCUAAUAUCUUACUUGUCUAUAACUUUUCGAAUCUCCUUCCAUUGUUUUCAUUUUUCAAAUUCAGACUUUGCGGAGUGGCUAAAUUGUAUUAGAUAGUAAAACUUUUAUGAAUAACUUUCGUCGAACGUUUUUGGGGGAAUGGGUUUAAAAUAAGCGUCUAUAUUCCAUAAUAUGGCUGUGUUAGAUUUAAUGUUCGUAGGAUCGCUUAUAAUGUUACUGAAUUUAGUAGAAUAAGGGUAUAUAAUAAGUAUUAACUAUUCCUUUUUCUGAUACUUGGUAAGCGUUUCUAUAUUUCACUUAUACACCGUGUUUUUUUUGAUUUGCGUUAAUUUCGAGGGUGCAUUCCUGAGCUUUAAUUAAGUAACUUUCUCAAAGACACCGAUAUUCUAAUUAACUCCAUUUCGGAGAUAAUCAAUCAUAUUUUUUUAUAUUAUAAGGCCCUUACGAGCGUGUACACUUGCCUUAGGGCCUGUUUACUUAUUGAUUAGUGUUUAGUGCGAGUUCAUACAUGUGCUACUAACGUACGUACUAUCUCGGACGAUCGAUGUUAGAAAUGACAUUGAUAUAUCACAGUUUUCAAUUGUUUGGUUGAGUUAAAUGUAAUGCCCGUGUUAUAAUAUCGCUAUAUGCAACAUUUAGUUACUUUUUAUAAAAAUAAAAAUAGUAAAAAAAAACAAAAAAAUUUUUUUUUUUUUGAAAAUUAACUAUGCCAUUUAGUUUCCUUAAACGUACUUACCGAAACCCCGGAGUUAACGCAAUUCAAUAAAAACACGGUGUAGAUAACUUUAUGCCAAUACCCUGACAUGUGUAGUCAUAAAUUUUAAAGGAAGUAUUUUACACAAAACUGCACUUAUGCCUGAUGAGUGAUGACAUAAAAAUAUUUUGUCACAUAUUGACUAGUAUAUUACGCAGGAAAAUGAUCAUAUAUUUUGUUCAGAGUAAACGUUAUUUGCUUUAAUAGCAUAAAUAAAUACUAAAAUUAUUUAUUAUUUGACGUACAUUUUUGAUAAACCAAUUUUACUGUAUUUCAAUUGAUAGGCUUUAUUAUUUAAUAAAAUUGAUUUACUUAUCUAAUUUUUCAAAAAAAGUUUGGUAAAUAUUCUAGAAAAAAAUGGCGUGCAGAACACAAGUCUGGAUUCAAUAUAUCAACCUGGCACAAAUUAAAUUCCUCUAAGAGUUACACAAAUUGUUCACAAGCCGUACAUAUUGGUAGUAAUACGUAUUUGUAAGUGAUCGUUUUAUAAUCGAUGGUUAUUUAACCGAAUACCUAGUUAUAACAGGUAAUUAUGUAGCGAUUUAACGUUGUAAUGCCGCAAAUAAAAGGUGUCAUAAAAUAAAA